Molecule: messenger RNA, 2501 nt
Organism: Photinus pyralis (common eastern firefly)
Lineage: Eukaryota; Metazoa; Arthropoda; Insecta; Coleoptera; Lampyridae
Exons: 4
Coding region: 1-2118 (705 amino acids)
Source: RefSeq, a predicted model, not a curated record
AUGCCAAUUGAGGAGAACUGGUAUUCUACGAAUCAACCCUUUUUAUUGGACUUAGAGGUAGAUUUUUCGAAAUACAAUGAUCUCAUUUUUGGAUUAGAGGCACAUAACAACUCAACAACGCUAGAUUUACCAGGAUGCUCAGGGAAUACUGCAGUGUCAGAGAUUAGUAAUGGACAUGUUGUGACUCCCUUGGACGACCAGCAAGCGGAGGAGAUUAAUAAUGAUGCAGCCAUUUUUGACUCAGAUGAUUCCAUUAAUGAUAAAGAUUACACACCUUCAGGUGAUGAUUCUAGUUCACCAGAAAACACAAGCUCUGAAAUCGAAGUGAACCCUAAUAAUGAUGUAGAAAAACGGAUUAUCGCUGAAGCUCAAGAUGAAAAGAAAAAACCACGUAAAAUAAUCGCUAGGCCCGAAACUUGGAAAAGGAACGUGAAAAAAAUGAGGGUAAAUUCAGGUUUGCCCUAUGUGUCUGAAGGUAAUAGGGAGAUUCCUGGAAAACGUUUAAAACCUCCUUGUACAACAAAAUGCAGGUCAGCGUGUACUACUAAAUUUACCGAUGCUGAUAGACUAACUAUUCACACUUGUUUUUGGAAACAAGGAGAUAAUGCUCUUCAAAGACAAUUUGUAAGUAGUCACAUGGAAACUCUAAAAGUAAAAUACCGUCGAGCCAUUGAGGGAAGUAAUCGCAGUGAAAAUUUGUGUUAUUACUUGACGCUGCGAGGAAUUAAAAUACAAGUGUGUAAAACAUUUUUCAUGAACACCCUGGACAUUGGUGAUAAGUUUAUAAGGACAACAUGGAAAAAAUCGAAUGGUAAUGCUCUGAUAGAAAGAGAUCGAAGAGGAAACUUCAAUAAGAGGGAAACAAUCAAUACUUCGAUUAAAGAAAAAAUUGUUGCUCACAUCAACUCUUUUGAACGAAUAGAAUCUCAUUAUCUCAGAGCACAGACGACACGUGAGUACAUAGACGGAUCUUUAACGAUAGCGCAAAUGUAUCGAUACUAUAAAUCCGAGCAAGAGGCUGAAGGGUUGCCAGUUGCCAAAAAAUGUACCUAUGAACACAUUUUUAAAACCCAAUUUAACAUAUCAUUUUUCCAACCUAAAAAGGACCAAUGUGCAAUUUGCGAAACCUUUAAAAAUUCUGAUACAGACGAAAGAUUGUCGCUUCAGAAAGGAUACGAACGGCACAUUAACAACAAAAUCAAGAGUAGAGAAGAAAAGGCUCGAGACGUCGAGAAAGGAAAACAAGAUUCUUCCUUUAAAAUAGCCUGUUUUGACUUACAAGCGGUUUUACCGACGCCUUGUGGAGAUGUUUCCACAUUUUAUUACAAAUGCCGUUUAAAUUGUUUGAACUUCACAGUUUUUGAAAUACCAUCGAAAAGAGGGUUUUGUUACUUUUGGCAUGAGGCGAUUGCUAAUAGAGGUGCUAAUGAAAUAGCAACUUGUAUAUUACAUUAUUUAAAAACGGAGUGCAAAGGAAAAGAUGUCAUCUUCUAUUCCGACAACUGCGUAGGGCAAAAUAAGAACAAAAUGAUUGUUUCUAUGUAUCUCUGCGCAGUUAACAAAUUUGAUGUCAAAAGCAUUACACAUAAAUUCCUUACGGUAGGCCAUACCCAAAAUGAAGGAGACUCAAUGCACGCCAGUAUUGAGCGCCAGAAGCGUAGAGUACUAAGAAGUGGCCCUAUUUAUGUACCGUCACAAUGGGCUCCAAUUAUCAGAGCGGCCAAGAAAGAAGGUACACCCUACAUCGUGAAUGAACUUGCCACAGAAGAUUUUCUGGAUUUUAAAAAAUUUAGCGACACAAUUGGGAAAAAUUUUUCAAUUAAUUCCAAACAAGAAAAGGUUGUGUGGAAUGAGAUUCAAGUUCUACGCGUAGAAAAAAAUUAUCCAACGUCGUUUUUUUAUAAAACUGACUUUGACUUCCUUGAAUAUGAACAAAUUAACAUCCAGGAAAAACUAAGGCGUUGCAUUGACAUUAGCGCAUGUUAUCCCGAAAAGGCCUUUGUAAAAGCCCCAUCGAUAUCUCAAAAAACUAAAGAACAUCUUGCUUAUUUAUGUGCAAAAAAUGCUAUUAAAAAAGUGUACCAUGGGUUCUAUAAUAACAUAAUUGGUGAAAAGUAAUCGUUUAACUUUUUUAGAGUAUAAUGAACGUGCUUUUAUAUACUUUUAUAUAUUUUUUACUUUUGAAUAAAAAAAAUAUUUCAGUUAGUAAUUUACUGCAAUAACGCCACAACUACUAGAAAACUAUUUGGUUUUAUGCACGGGUGGUUCAAAAGUGGUGGACGCAAUAUGGCCACAACUAACAAAAUUAUACUUUUAAUUAAUCCAUUGAUAAUGGUAUAAAUUAAAAUCAAAGUAUCACAUUAAAUAAUCAAUGUAUGACAAGGCGCACAAAAAUCGAUAGUAAUAUGCAAUUGUUAUGGUUGGAUAUCUAAACAGCACUAACUUUAUUUGCACGUACUCUAACAUUGUUGUGUUGGCACUUGCGGCACUAUUGAACUAGA